CGAUGGGUGGAUUGAUUUCUGUCACGUGAGCGGCACGGUUCCUCGCGGCCUCGGGCGCUAAGGCAGUUGGUGGAAGUAUCGCUAGUUUUUAGCGGGGCGGGCGGUAGGCGUUGGACAGGUAGGCGCUGGCUGCUGCACCGGAAAGGGGGUGGGUCACAGGGCGAGUCGCUGCGCGGGCUCGCUAAGCCUCGUUCUGGCCCCAGAGUCGUCGUCGUCGUCGUCGUCUGCCGCCGCCCAACUGCCCCGGGGUUUGUACACCUGGGUGGGGCGGUGCCCUCCGCGCGCAGGAGCCGACUGCUGUGCGGGCGUCCCCCUCCUUCUAGUGCCUGGCUCUGCAGCAUAGCUGGAAAAAACAGCAGUUUACUGAAUCUCUUUAUUACCAACAUUGGACUGCACGUUCAGAUUAAAGUAUGGCAACGGAGAUCAACUUUCUAAGAGAUCAAAAUCAGAGACUAAAUGCAGCACUCAGACAGCAUCAAGCAGAGAACCUUCUGAGAACUACCUCUGUGCAAAAAAAUGUCCUAAGGGGUGAUGACACACUGAAACCGUGGCUGACUGACCAAAGCUUACUGUCCCCUCUAAUUUCUGAGUAUGAUAAACAUCUGGAGGAAAUGAGUGAACAGCUGCAGUAUUAUCAGGCACAGAUGGGCGAGAUGAGACUAAAACUUGAACAAGUCACCAAGGAAAAUGAAAGGCUGCAUGAGGAAUUGAAAGAGGCUGUUGAGAAGCAGCUGGAGGCCCUUCCUUCUGGCAUUCUCUUGGGGAGUGAUAUGUUUGCAGAUGAAGAAAUAGUAAGAAACCUUCAAGAUCAGUUACAACUAGCCAAUCAAGAAAAAGAGCAAGCACUAGAGCUCUGGCAGACAGUAUCACAGGAACUAGAUCAACUCCGGCGGCAGUACCAGGGACACAUGACUGAAGCACAGAUUCAUGUGGUAGAAAGGCAAAAGCAAAAAAAUCAGUUGGCUAGCUUUCAGCAACUGACUGAGCAACUUCAUUUAGCCAAUGAGAAAACAGAGUUGACUAACCAACAAUUUUUGAAAACAGUAACAGAACAGAAUAUGGAACUAGAACAGCUACGCAAACAACUGAGGCAAGCCAAAGUAGAUGUGAGAACAGCAACUGCUAAAGUUGAUGAAAUGACCAAAUUGUUAGUGGACCUUCAAGCCCAGAUGGAGAGAAAGGAAGAAGAUGUAGUAUCUGCUCAGGAGAGAGAGGAAGCAUCAGACAAACGCUUGCAGCAGUUGCAAUCUAGCAUAAAACAAUUGGAGACAAGAUUAUGUGUAGCUGUACAAGACUCUGAACAGUUGAGAACAGAGAGGACUGCUCUAGAAAAACAAACUAGAGAGCUACAGGCAAAGUGUGCAGAUCUAGAAGAGGAAAAAUAUGAUGCUAUAGUAAAAGUCCGAGACAGCAUGCAACUCUUAGAAGAAGCUAACCUACAAAAAAAUCAGGCCCUGCUUGGAGAGAAGCAAAAAGAAGGGGAGAUAGAAAAUAUGAAAGAAGCAAUUUCUCAGCUUGUACAAGAUGCUGCUGCAAGAACUAAAAAGGAAGUAGAGAAUUCAAGGAAGCAUUACAAUAUACAGAUUUCUCGAUUAACAGAAGAACUUUCUGCUCUUCAAAUGGAGUGUGGAGACAAGCAGAGUCAAAUUGAACGGGCCAUUAGAGAGAAGCGAGCAGUGGAAGAAGAACUUGAGAAAAUUUACCGUGAAGGCAGAGGAAGUGAAUGUGAUUACAGAAAACUGGAGGAACUACACCAAAGGUGUCUGAUAGCAGAGCGUACAAAAGAUGACCUUCAGCUGAGUCUACAGACAGCACGAAACAAAAUUAAACAACUGGAAAUGAACUCCGAGGAAGAGAUAUCUCGUUGCCAGGAAAUGGUUCGCAAUCUGCAAAGCAUUCUGGAUUCUGAAAGAGAAAACUCUGGCUCUAUUAGUGAACAAAGACUAAAACUUCAUCAAGAAAAUGAACAGUUGCGUAAAGAAGGAGAGGACUUGAGGAAACUGGUCAUGGAGGCACAACAAAAAGCUAAAUUAAAGAUAAGCACAAUGGAACAUGAGCAUUCAGUGAAGGAGCAUGGGUUUGAAGUUCGACUGAAAGAGAUGGAAGUCACUAAUCAAAAUUCCACUGUUGAACUGAGACGUCUGUUGGUGGCUCAGCAAAAAGCGACAAACCGGUGGAAGGAGGAAACAAAGAAGCUUACAGAAACUACAGAAACCAGGAUCAGUAAUCUGAAAAGCGUGCUGAGUCGACAGAAACUUCAUACACAAGAGCUGAUUUCUCAGCUGGAAGUGGCAAAUGAAAAGAUAGCUGAGAAUGAAAAAUUAAUGAUGGAGCAUCAAGAAAAAGUCAACAGACUUCAAAGGCGACUAACACAGGCAGAACAGAGGGCAGCUACAGCAUCUCAACAGCUCAAUGUGAUUACUGUGCAGAGAAAAAAAGCUGCCUCCAUGGUGGAUCUAGAAAAUAUUUAAAAAAUAUACUUUGUUCAUUCACACCACUUAAGAAUUGGAAAAUCUGUCAGAGAAAUACAGAAUUGGAGCAUUAAAGCCUAUAGCGCAUAGGCAUACUUGUGUAAUUUGCAUGAACAUUUUCCAUUCUGUUUGCACAUGGGGAAAAAAGCUCACAGUAAAUACAGGAAUGAGAAUAUGCAAAAUAAUAUAAUGACCUCUUAUGUAAAAUGAAGCCCACAUUCAUCAAUGUAAAAUUACAAGCGUACUGUGCAUAGUGUGGGUUUUUUUGAUUUAAUGGCAAUCAUGACAAAGUAGUAUUAAAGAAAUGUAUACCAAUGUGCUGACAAUUAUAAACACCUCUACUCUGUAUGUACAAAUGAUUUGUUUAAUUAUAUUUUGUAUGACAUUUUCUUAAUGUACAAGUGCAAUGUAAUAAUUUAUGUACUUUCUAAACAGAUUGUGUGCAUGGGAAGGAAUGGGCUGCAUCCUCUUUGGUGAAUGAAACUGAGAAACUAGUUAUGUCCUGAGUUUCAAAUAGUGGGUGUAUGUGGUAGUUUUGCCUUGACUUUCAGUGUUGUGCAGUACAGUAUUUGUGGGUUUUUUCAGUUUGUUUCCUCCAUGAUACCCAUUGAAAAUAGUAAAAUGUAGAUACUAAUGUGGUCUCUGGUACUCCAGGUUCUUCCCAGUUGUACUUCUUACUCUAAUUACUACUUCACAGUUGUGCCUUACCUCUGUGAUCAGCUUCUUUUCCUGGUAUGCACAUGCAUGGGAACCUGUGGCAACUGUUAUUCCUAGCAGCAACACUGUACAACAGGCUAGGCAAAGUCAUACAGAAGAAUAUGUAGCAAUUAUGUUACCCCCCUUUACUCUUUCAGAUCAAAAUAUUCAUUUUAAUUCCACAAAAUAAGGGUUCAAGGACUCUCUUUAGAUUACAUUUUGUCCUUUUUGCUUUGAGGAUGGCAAAUUCUAUGCAAUUAUUCUAUAAAGGGCUUUUGAAGGAAAGUUAGUAUAUUAGACUCUUAACUGUUUUCUCUUUAAGCAUAUAUAACAUUUGAAAAUUCAUUUGACAGAUCUUGGAAGUCCAUUGUCUGAAGUAAGUGAUUUUAAUUUCUUGUGUGUUUAUUUGAAGGUUUUCACAAUACUGUAUAUUUUCUCCUCCCUCUUAACAUAUUUACAAUAUAAAGGACAAUGAAACUUAAAUUUAUUUGGACUGAUAAUUCAUCCAUGCUUACCUGAAAAUUUCCUUUCUUUGAAAAAGAUGCAUAGAUUUUUACAGUGGGUCUUCAGCCUGCUUGCAUCUUUGGGGCAGAACCAGACUGUCAGUCACUUGAGGUAGGAGUCUCUCCUGCCCACAGAGUCUGUCAGUUAAGACAACUUCCAUAACCAAGGAUAAUUCUCCUCAUUUAAUAAUCUAAGAAAAAAACUGUACUUAAGAAAGAAUAACUACAGCUGUCUCCUGCUGCGGAGCAUAGUUUUAAUCAAUCACUUCCUCAGUUUGAUGUAUCCCAGUGCCAAGCCCGAUUUAUAACAAGGGAGGGCUGGCUCUGUGAACCUAUUACUCAAAGUUGGUUUUCAAGUAUGCAUGGAUCCACCUUCCUGUUUCUUCUUAUACCUUAUUAGCCACCACAUAUCUCCAGUGAAUAUUUGUUCCCAAAUAAUAGGCAAGGCUUGCAGCAUGCCAUAAAUAUCACUAAAAACCUAGACACUAAAGCAAAAGAGAAAGUUAAUUUGAAAACCUGUGGCCCCUCACUGAGAAUACCUCACUUGCUGUCUGUCUGUUUGCAUUUAAACCAGGGAGCCUGAGCACUUCAGCUGGUCCUCUCAUACAGAGCUACUUUUUACUAAAUAUGCAAAUUUUACAGUAUCUGCUUUAAUCUUCUGUCCUUGUCACAUCACAGUGCUGCAAUUCAUAUACUGAAUUCCUAAAAGCCCAUCUUCAUACAAGAGAAAAGCCACCUGUUUUCUCAUAUCACUCUAUUUUAUUGCCACAAUCAGCAACAGAUGGGAGUAAAAUUGAAAGAAGGUCCUAAAAUCAAAGGAAUAUGAUGUAUUUAAUGAGAAAAAAGCAUUCUCUGGUUCUAGUAAAUUAAAGAUGGCUUAUUGAAAUGUUUACAGUUCCACAGAUGAUGACCAAUAAAUCCAAGCUAGAGAACGACUCAGCACUACUUGAGCCAUUUCUCAUCAAUGCAGAGGCUGGCGUGGGUCAAGAAGGGGUGAUUUCUAAUGCUCAGACCACAGGCUGUACAUCAUGAAUCAGAGAGAUACAAUUGCCCCUUCUGUGCACAUUUUGCCUGAGGUUGCGUACUGGUGAUAUAUUGGAACUUGUAAAAUAGCUUACAUUUAGGGAAUAUGCAGUUGAGGUAUGAAGCUAUAAAAGAAUAGAGGCAACUAAUACAAACCAAAAAGGUCUGGGUUGAUACUGCUGUUCAAACUGCAAGCAUCCCCAGCUUUCAGUUCAAAAUGGUGUGUUGAUUACAGCUCUUUUAUUACUGAGGGAAAUUAACACAUAUAUUGACAUCAUAAUUAUAGGCUGUACUGCCUUAUAAAGGUUGUUUGACAAUUCCCUUUAUAAGACCCUGUUUUCAGUUGCUUUAUAACCCUGCUAAACUUUUUGGAAAGUUUCAGCCAAAACAAUUCAGCCAUUUUCAAAAACAAGGCUAGGGCUGGGUACAUUUUGCUGAUAUUAAGAUUGUCAGGAUUUGUUGACUUUGAGAAUGACUCUAGCACCCCCGUGCAGGAAGUUGAAAUUUAGUAGAGGGUAGCCUUUGUGUCAGGCAUGUGUCUUCUGCCUUGCCCUUAAAAAUCUGUCCAAAUUUGACCAAGGCAUAAGACUGAAAAAACCUCAAUUCAUACAUGCUCAGUAGAGACUUCCUAAAACAGUUUAAUUUUCUAAAGAUUCCAUCUUCCCUGAGCAUGAUUUUCCUUGCAAUUGCAAUUUCUGGAUGCCCUGGGUUGUGGUGGGUCCAGGCAUUGGAGUUGAGAGCAGGGAGCCUCUCUCUCCUGUGUGCUCUAAAGGUACAAAAUGGACCUGCUCUAGCGAUUAAAUGGCUGUGUUCUAGAGGAGGCUGUUGAACAGUCAGAAGGUAUAUAGACUCCAACUUGUGGGGCUGUAAAAUUACAGCUAAACGUUCAGGCUUGGGCUGGAGCCCAGAGCUGUGGGUUCCCACAAAUGUCUACACCACAAUUUUACAGCCCCACAGCCUGAGCCCCCAACUGACUGACUCAGGCCAGCCAUAGUUGUUUAACUGCUGUGUAGACACAUCCUAAUUGUGUGUCCCUUGUGUUCUGGCUGCCUGACUUAAGAUCCUGAGGUCUGAUUUUUUUUUUAUUAGUGCUGAGGACUCACAGCUGUUACUGAAGUCAAUGGGAGCAUCUUCUUUGAACAUAUAAAGUGCUGUAUAAUAACAUUAAAUACUCUGAAAAAUGAAGUCUUACAUUGGGUACCCAAAAUUAGUGGAUACUUUUUACCUUAAUUUAUCUCUGCCUUAGUUCUCCAUUUAUAAAAUGGGGGUAAUACCUCCAUCUCAUAGGGAUGCUGUGCAAAUAAUAAAUUCAUCAUUUUAUGUGAAACACAGAUACUGUUAGCGAUGAGCUCCAUGGCCCAGGAGGAAAUUAAUAAUUUGUCUUCAGAAUAGAGUUUGAAUAAUGUGCAGUAAAUAAGGCAUGGGGCCAUACAUUGAACAAUGAAUAGAAUAAAAUAUUGAAUAGCUGUUCAUAAAGUGAACACCAUCCAGUCUGUGCACUGAAUGAGGCAGAGGUUCUGGGGGAGAAAAUAGGGUGUAACCCUGUAAUUAAAGACUAAUUCUUAAUGCAUUUACAGAAGGGGGUUGAAUUAAGGUUGCACAGGCAACCUGCUCUAGGGAUUAGAGUUGUGUUCUAGAGGAGGCUGUAAUGAACAGCCUGUAACAAACCUGAAUAUGUGGAAGCCCAUACAGUAAGUUACAUACCCAACAUACAGUAAGUUACAUAAAUGAUUUGGUGAACUUGCCACUGUACCAGUAAGAGAUCAUGGAUAUGUAACAUUCCACAUACAGAAACAUUCAGAGGUACACUUGUAAAAUGUAAAGAAAUAGGCCUCUUUCUGUUUAUAACAAAACUACAUUUCUGCAUUCUGUAGAUUUUUGGCUAUUUUAACCAAACUGCCAAACUUUUAUGAAGAUUUCUAUUUGCCUUUCACUUGUUCCAUAAAGCAAACCUAAGAUGAUUUAAAGUUCAAAGUGCAGUUUUGGACAGCAAAGAUAGCAAAGUGACUUAGAAGGGAAUCUGGUAUGUAUUUUUUUUUUUUAAGUUUAUACUCCAUUUUAGCAACUUACUGUAGGCCAGUGUGUCAGCCCUUUACUAACACUGCUGAACAAAUAAUCACAGGUAGAUUCACUGAUUUCAGAAAAAUUACUUGUUUAAGAAAUUGUUCACCAAAAAUGAAUAAAGGAGAGGUCAUACUCUGACCUUUAACAAUUAAAUAAUGUUUUACUACUGUUGGCACUCUAGAGCCAAUACAGGGAAGAAUGAGCUAUAUCUUGGUCUUGCAAGCACCUCAGGCACCUUCCAGUUUCAAAAACUUCAACUACUAAUGCUAUGAAUAAGAGAGAAGAUAUGGCAAGCACUGAGUAAGUAUUACAAUCAUAUCACUCUAGACAUAUAAUAAUAAUAAUAGCAUUUCAUUACUGGAUAAGCUAAAUUUCAUAUAGUAAUAGCAUUUCAUUACUGGAUAAGCUAAAUAUAUAUAUAAUGACUGGGCACCAAACAUGACAAUUGUUGAUCACAAUGGUCCAAAUCCUGGAAACACAAAUGUGCUUAAAGCACAUGAGCUUACAGCAAUGAGACAGCCUAUAUGCUUAAAGUUAAGCAUGUACAUAUAUGCAGGAUGUUUAUUUUAACUUUGCUUAGAUAUCAUGGCAAUGAAUACAGUAUAUAAACCUGAACAGAAUGGACAAAAGUGGGGAUUUUAAAAUUGAACACUGCCAGUCUAUUGCAAAAUGUACAGCAUUUAUUCACAUACAGACAAAAAGGCACAAUUCUACUAAAUAUUUUAACAAAAAAAUACAGCUGUCUUCAACUAGAUCUUUAUAAAUACUUCAGAAAAGGGGGAAAAUAAAUACAGGUUUGGGCCAAGUAAUAUAAAAUAGUCAUCUCUACAUAUACUUUUUAUCUCUGAUCCUAUCGGUUUCUUGUCAUGCACCUUUUUUUUUAAAUUUUAGCUGAAUGGACACCAAAGCUAGGCACAUAGUGAAAAAUCUUCUGUACAAGAUUUUACAAAUGUAAUGACAAUUUUUUUCAAAUUUUUAAAAUAAUAAAGAUUUGCACACA
Molecule: messenger RNA, 7757 nt
Organism: Dermochelys coriacea (leatherback sea turtle)
Lineage: Eukaryota; Metazoa; Chordata; Testudines; Dermochelyidae
Gene: SCLT1
Product: sodium channel and clathrin linker 1
Exons: 22
Coding region: 411-2471 (686 amino acids)
Biological process (GO): cilium assembly; clustering of voltage-gated sodium channels
Cellular component (GO): centriole
Source: RefSeq, a predicted model, not a curated record